GUCUCAAAAAUGCGGUGUCCGUACUGCUCGGUGGAGCAAGGGCGGUGCACCAGCAGCACAAGCGGCAGACCAAUAACAGAGUGCACAUCCUGCGGCCGCGUAGUAGAAGAGCGAUUAACUCAAUCCCACCAUCUCUUCCAUACACGCGCCCAAGACACCCCUCUUUGCCUCGCCACUUCUGACCUCCCAACUCUUCCCAUCUCCGCAACUAACAACGAUGAAGACCCAUUUGAACCAACAGGUUUCAUCACCGCUUUCUCUACUUGGUCUCUCGAACCCUACCCAAUAUUCGCUCAAUCUUCCAUUUCAUUUGCGGGUCAUCUUGCUGAGCUGGAACGGGUUCUUGAAACGACGUCGUCUUCUUCUUCUUCAUCAAGUUCGUCUGCUACUUCUUCGUCUGUUGUGGUGGAGAAUCUGAGGGCUUAUUUGCAGAUUAUUGAUGUGGCUUCUAUUUUGAGAUUGGAUUGUGAUAUAUCGGAUCAUGCGUUUCAGCUUUUCAGGGAUUGUUCUUCGGCGACGUGUUUGAGGAAUAGGAGUGUUGAAGCGCUUGCUACUGCUGCUCUUGUACAUGCUAUUAGGGAAGCUCAAGAGCCAAGAACUCUUCAGGAAAUAUCGGUUGCAGCCAAUUUACCUCAGAAGGAAAUUGGGAAGUACAUAAAGAUUCUUGGAGAAGCGUUACAACUCAGUCAACCUAUCAAUAGUAAUUCCAUAUCAGUCCACAUGCCAAGGUUCUGUACACUUCUUCAGCUGAAUAAAUCUGCCCAGGAGCUGGCGACUCACAUUGGUGAAGUAAUCAUCAAUAAAUGCUUUUGUACACGAAGGAAUCCGAUUAGUAUCUCUGCUGCUGCUAUAUAUUUGGCAUGUCAACUAGAAGACAAGCGGAAGACCCAGGCUGAAAUAUGUAAGGUGACUGGACUCACUGAGGUUACUCUUCGCAAGGUGUACAAGGAGCUUUUGGAGAACUGGGAUGAUCUCCUACCAUCAAGUUAUAAACCAGUUGUUCCACCGGAGAAGGCUUUUCCUACAGCUACCAUUGCCACGGGCCGUUCAUCAACGCCUAGAGUUGAUUUAGUUGAGGCAACUUCGACUGAGAGGGACAAGCCUGCUAAACCAGUUGACUCAUUAGAUGUAUCUCCUCAGACAAGAGGGAAGGAGGACUCACAUUGCAAAGAUAAUAUUAAUACAACUCAAAUAUCUUUGCCACCACCAUUUUGGAAGCCCCAAGCUCCUGCGGAAGGUGGAGUUAUAACAGCUACAGAGAAGAGUCAAAAAGCUACUCAAGAAAUGGAGAUUGAUUUAUAGUAUAAAAUCUCCGGAAGACGCACUAUUUCACAAACAGAAAAACUGCUUCUAGUUCUUUGAUAUUAGCCAGUUCUCAUAUCACCUUUGUCAGCUGCAACUUCGGCUUCAGUAUCCUGGACGCUCCAGCGCUCAGUAUCACCUGGCCUUUCUCCAAUGUUCAAGUUGUACUACCACAAAAAGGUUGCAUCUAACCCUGCAGAUAGAGGAGAAAUUAAGCGAAGUCAUAAUGAGGAGCCAUAUGUGGCUGGAUAAACAGAUAAGCAGUUGCUUUGGUGAGAGGACGCCUAUGAGAGGGAGGAAUUGUUCAGCAUACAAAAACACCUCGUGUAAAUUUCAGUUGGUACUCUCGUGGAGAUUUGAGCGACCAGGUGCUUAGAUGAUGGGCAUUUUCUCAAUCAUCUAAAAGUCCUAUUUUCCUUCUACUUCUCAUAAUAGUUUCUUAAUAAGCCACAGUUGAUAAUGAUAUUAAUGUUCUACUUUGUUCCGAUUUGUGGUUAUUUAAUUGUGGACUGUACGCACCCUAUAGUAAAGUAAGUGUGGUGGAUUUCGUGUCGUGUGAGCUGAAGGGGCCUUCUAACAACUUCUCCUUGUAGACUUUAUCUCCCCCGAGAGAUGAACAGCAUUGUACAAUACAGCAUUUACUUUGGUGAGGAGUUCAGGUCUAUGGUGGCAAUCGUUAAA
Molecule: messenger RNA, 1983 nt
Organism: Lycium ferocissimum
Lineage: Eukaryota; Viridiplantae; Streptophyta; Magnoliopsida; Solanales; Solanaceae
Product: plant-specific TFIIB-related protein 1
Exons: 3
Coding region: 10-1302 (430 amino acids)
Biological process (GO): DNA-templated transcription initiation; transcription preinitiation complex assembly
Cellular component (GO): nucleus; transcription preinitiation complex
Molecular function (GO): TBP-class protein binding
Source: RefSeq, a predicted model, not a curated record